Ceratina calcarata is the source of this 1007-nucleotide messenger RNA. RefSeq names its product MAF bZIP transcription factor K (gene maf-S). Gene Ontology annotation, molecular function: RNA polymerase II cis-regulatory region sequence-specific DNA binding; DNA-binding transcription factor activity, RNA polymerase II-specific. Lineage: Eukaryota; Metazoa; Arthropoda; Insecta; Hymenoptera; Apidae. Gene Ontology annotation, biological process: regulation of transcription by RNA polymerase II. The coding region runs from base 265 to 657 and encodes 130 amino acids. The record is from RefSeq and is a predicted model, not a curated record. The transcript is spliced from 2 exons. Gene Ontology annotation, cellular component: nucleus.
UGAAAUGAAAAGGAAUUUUCUAAAAUGUCAAUAUUAUUAAUUGGCCAGAAAAUCGCUCGGGAAACAACUGGUCUAUAGUAUAUGCUUGCAGGAAAAUAUCGACUCAAAUGACGAACUGAAUCAUGCGCUGCCCUGAACUGAAUCGCACUAUUCAAGUAAGAUGACUAAGCAGAUUUUUCUUCAAAGCGAGAAAGCCAGAGGAAAAUUGAGGUUUUGCUGGUUUUACGACGCCGAGACUUGAGAAAUUCUGUUGGAAAACUGUAAAUGGAAAGAAGGCGAUCCAUAAAAAUGGAUCCACUAUCACCUGGCCCUUGUUUGGAUAUCAGUGACGAUGAAUUGGUUACUAUAUCAGUCAGAGAUUUAAACAGGCAAUUGAAACUUCGUGGUUUAUCCAGAGAAGAAAUAAUACGUAUGAAGCAGAGGAGACGUACACUCAAGAAUAGAGGAUACGCUGCUAGCUGCCGUAUAAAGAGAAUCGAGCAGAAGGAUGAACUGGAGUCUGAGAAAACUCAGGAGUACCGUGAUAUGGAAGCUAUGCAGGAAGACAAUAAUCGCAUGAGGGAAGAAAUAGAAUCCUGGCACUCGAAGUAUCAGGCUUUGAAGAAAUUUGCAGCAGAGAAAAAGAUACACAUUCCACCGGAACUAGAAACGAUUUAACGCUGUACAAUUCUGUGUUUCAACAGGAGUGAAAUUAUUAACAAGCAUAACAAACUAGAUCGCUUUCGUCCCGAUAUAUCGAUGAAAAGAUAGACAUAGAAUAAUUUUAAUCUAAAGGAAUGCAAAAUGCGGGGAGCUCUUAAUAUCUGCAUUCACUUACAUUCCUUCAUUCGAUCUCUCAUGACAUUUAUAUUAUUUUUUUCUGCGAAGAGUAUAUUCAUUGUUAGGAAUUUUUGACUGCACGUCGAAAUAAAAGGUACACUUUCUAAAAAUAUAUGUAAAAUAUAUUUGUGUAUAAGGUCAUGUAAUUCUUUCUUCGUUAUGUAAUAAAAAUAUCAAUCUACUAACAA